UCCAUACUCAAUUAAGAAGUUGCGUGUUCAAGUCUUCUAUCUUUGAUAAAAAAAAAAAAUUAAAAGCGCUAGCCUGCUACUACGAAACUGUGGAAAAUCAAAAACAAAAGACAAGCAUGGAGACGAUAGAAGAAUAGAGAGUAAGAGCAUGUAACACAAAAUCUGAAUGAAUCGUACACACUUAUUUCAAUCACUGUUCAAUCUAAGAUUCAUAUUCGCCGGCGCCACCAUCGGAUACUGGAGGAGACCCUUCUCAGAUAUUGCAAGUACUACCACUUCAUACAAGCAUGAGCUCAUUCACCGCCUCAACACACAAACCUUGCAGGAGGCACGUGGCUUCUUCGACCAAAUCCCUUCCCCUCACGUGACCCUUGCCACCAUCAUGAUUUCUGCCUACGCCUGCCACCACAUGCUCCCUGAAGCGCUCGACCUCUUCCGCAAGAUACCCUCUAAGGAUGUGGUUUCCUGGAACUCCAUCAUAAAGUGUUGUAUAUAUUGCGGCAAUUUCGCCACUGCAUGGAAACUGUUCGACGAAAUGCCACACCGAAAUGUCGUGACUUGGACCACCCUUGUUGAUGGGUUGUUGCGUUUGGGAAGAGUUGAGGAUGCUGAGAGGUUGUUUUGGGCCAUGCCAAAUAGAGACGUGGCUGCCUGGAACGCUAUGGUUCAUGGAUAUUGCAGUAAUGGCAGGGUGGAAGAUGCCAUGCGCUUGUUUUGUAGAAUGCCCUUGAAAGAUGUGAUUUCUUGGACUUCAAUGAUUGGUGGACUUGACCAGAAUGGGAAGAGUGACGAGGCUUUGGUUCUCUUUGAGAAGAUGGUGUGUUCUGGUGUUAAGCCUUCGGCUAAUACCCUGGUUUGUGGGUUGGCAGCUGCUGCUAAAGCGUGGGCUUUUCACGCUGGUGUUCAGAUUCAUAGUUGUGUGUUGAAGUUGGGUUAUUGUUGUUUUGAUGAAUUUGUAACAGCUUCACUUGUCACGUUUUAUGCAAGUUGCAAGCAAAUGGAGGCUGCAUGUAAUGUUUUUGAUGAGGUUGUUCAGAGGAAUGUGGUAGUUUGGACUGCUCUUGUGACAGGGUAUGGUUUGAAUGAUAGGCAUCAAGAGGCAUUAGAGGUCUUUGGGAAAAUGAUGAAAAUGAAUGUGGUUCCAAAUGAAUCUUCUUUCACAAGUGCUUUGAAUUCAUGUUGUGGGUUGGAGGAUGUUCAUGCAGCAGCAACUAAGAUGGGUUUGGAAAGUAGUGUGUACGUGGGAGGUUCUCUUGUUGUCAUGUAUAGUAAAUGUGGCUAUAUUGGUGAUGCAAUUUUUGUUUUUAAAAGGAUUAGUGAGAAAAGUAUUGUAUCGUGGAACUCUAUUAUUGUCGGUUGUGCAGAGCAUGGAUGUGGCAUGUGGGCUCUUACACUCUUUAGACAAAUGCUGCGUGAGAUUGAUCCGGAUGAAAUCACCUUAACUGGUUUGCUCUCUGCAUGUAGCCGAUCUGGGAUGUUUCAAAAGGCGGAGUGUCUCUUCAGAUACUUUGGCCAGAAAAGAUCAAUUACACUGACAGUUGAGCACUAUGCAUGUAUGGUGGAUGUACUUGGCAGGUGCGGAGAGCUGGAUGAAGCAGAAGCACUGGUGACAAGCAUGCCUGUGAAAGCAAAUUCAAUGGUUUGGCUGAUCUUACUGAGUGCAUGCAGGAUGCAUUCUAAUUUACAUGUAGCUGAAAGAGCGGCAAGAAAGAUAUUUGAAAUGGAGCCCAAUUGCAGUGAUGCAUAUGUGUUGCUUUCUAACAUGUAUGCAGCUUCAAACCGAUGGGAUGAAGUAGAUGAGAUAAGGAGAACAAUGAAAGAUAACAGAGUUGUGAAACAACCCGGAUCCAGUUGGCUAACCUUAAACGGACUGAGGCAUGAAUUUCUUUCUGCAGAUACGUCGCGUCCUCUCACUGAGAAAAGCUGUACUGAUUAGGAGUCAAGUUAAAGGAAUUAGGUUAUGUUCCUGAUCAACAAUUUGCUUUGCAUGAUGUUGAAGUUGAGCAAAAGGAACAAAUACUGUCUUACCAUAGUGAACGGCUUGCAAUUGCAUUUCGGUUGCUUAGCACCGUCGAAGGCAGUACAAUAACCGCGAUGAAAAAUAUGCGAGUGUGUGGUUCUUGUCAUAAUGCAAUAAAGCUUAUGCGAAGAUCGUAGAUCAUAGUAAGAGAUACAAGCCGCCUUGUUACUUUAAAAAUGGCUUGCGCUCUUGUGGGGAUGUUGGUAGAACAUAAGAUGAUAAGAUUACUCCUUUAGUCCUUUUAGACGCAACUGUAAGAGGAUAUUUGUGCAUAAUCCAAUUGGUUUUACCUCUUGGGGGCAUUUUCCAAACAAAAGACCAACGCUUUCUUGAUCCUAA
This is a messenger RNA of Arachis ipaensis, 2359 nucleotides long. Its product is annotated as pentatricopeptide repeat-containing protein At5g46460, mitochondrial. The record is from RefSeq and is a predicted model, not a curated record. Gene Ontology annotation, molecular function: protein binding; zinc ion binding; RNA binding. Gene Ontology annotation, biological process: RNA modification. NCBI's taxonomy places the organism in Eukaryota, Viridiplantae, Streptophyta, Magnoliopsida, Fabales, Fabaceae.